Molecule: messenger RNA, 1728 nt
Organism: Bombyx mandarina (wild silkworm)
Lineage: Eukaryota; Metazoa; Arthropoda; Insecta; Lepidoptera; Bombycidae
Gene: Prp31
Product: pre-mRNA processing factor 31
Biological process (GO): mRNA splicing, via spliceosome; spliceosomal tri-snRNP complex assembly
Cellular component (GO): U4 snRNP; precatalytic spliceosome; U4/U6 x U5 tri-snRNP complex
Source: RefSeq, a predicted model, not a curated record
GUUUUGGGUACAAACUAUUGAAGUUUAAUGACAUCGCUGACUAAAAAAUCAAAUGAAUAUUUAUAAUGUAUACUAAAUGAAAUAUACUGGACAGCUGUGAAAGUCGAUUUGAGUAAAAAACUGUAAUAAUUGUAGAAUAUUACAGAAUACAAUAGAAACAGAACAAGCUCACACAUAAACUUAACACUCAGAAAAUCAAUUUAGUUCUACAGAAGCAUGUCUCUAGCUGACGAAUUACUUGCUGAUUUAGAAGAAAAUGACGAUGGUGAACUCGAAGCUGCUAUCGAGAGCAAAACCAAAGAAGAAUACGACUUUGCAGUUCCAUAUCCCGUCUUACCUAAAGAAGAAGAAAUCAAGAAUGUCUCGAUAAGAGAACUCGCGAAACUAAGAUAUUCUGAUCGUCUGAAACGUGUUAUGAGUGAAAUAGAAUGUAAUGCUGGAAAUAACAGAAAUAAGGUUGAAGUUGCUGGCUUAAUGGAGUCUGACCCUGAAUAUCAACUGAUUGUGGAAGCAAAUAAUGUUGCUGUUGAAAUUGAUGGUGAAAUAGCUAUUAUUCACAGAUUUGUCCGUGACAAAUAUCAGAAACGGUUUCCUGAAUUGGAAUCUCUAAUCAUCACUCCAUUGGAAUACAUAAGGACAGUGAAAGAACUUGGCAAUGAUCUGGACAGGGCUAAGAAUAAUGAAAUAUUACAGAGUUUUCUAACUCAGGCCACUAUUAUGAUUGUUUCUGUUACUGCAUCUACAACUCAAGGGAAAUUAUUAAGCCAAAUUGAACUAGAAGAAAUCAAUGAGGCCUGUGAUAUGGCAAGUGAGCUGAACAACUUCAAAUCGCAAAUAUAUGAGUAUGUUGAAAGUAGAAUGACUUUUAUUGCACCAAACAUAACUGCCAUUGUUGGAGCAUCAACAGCAGCAAAAAUCCUUGGUGUGGCCGGUGGAUUGUCUAAAUUAUCAAAGAUGCCAGCGUGUAAUGUGUUACCUCUCGGGCAACAGAAGAAGACACUGUCAGGCUUCUCGCAAGCAACAGCUCUACCUCAUACUGGGUUCAUUUAUUUCUCACAAAUUGUACAAGAUACAACACCUGAAUUAAGGUACAAAGCUGCGAAAUUAGUGUCGACUAAGUUAACAUUAGCGGCCCGUGUGGACGCGUGCCACGAGAGCACCGAUGGGCACAUCGGUCGGCAACUGCGGGAAAACAUCGAAAAGAAACUAGAUAAACUACAGGAACCCCCACCGGUGAAGUUCGUGAAACCCCUACCGAAGCCGAUCGAACAAAGCAGGAAGAAGAGAGGCGGCAAACGUGUCAGGAAGAUGAAGGAGCGUUACGCUAUGACCGAGUUCAGGAAGAACGCCAACCGACUAAACUUUGCUGACAUCGAAGAUGACGCGUACCAAGAAGAUUUAGGAUACACGCGAGGCACGAUCGGCAAGUCUAGCACGGGCCGAAUCCGACUACCGCAAAUCGACGAGAAAACGAAGGUCCGCAUCAGCAAGACAUUGCAAAAGAACUUACAGAAACAACAGCAGUACGGCGGUGCUACCAGUAUUAGAAGACAAGUAUCUGGUACUGCGUCUUCUGUGGCCUUCACGCCUCUACAGGGUUUGGAAAUCGUCAAUCCUCAAGCCGCAGAAACUAGGACCAACGAAGGCAAUGCCAAGUAUUUCUCUAAUACAUCCGGGUUCUUAUCUGUGGGAAAGAAAUCUGAUUAAAUUAAAUAUUUUGCGUUUUUU